AUACCAAACAGUGAAACACAAAAGAUAUUCCCUUCCCCGCGUGACGAGGUCAAAUCACACAGCUGUUUUUGGUAUUCAGCUGAUCUUUGUUGUGUGGAAGGCAGUGCGCGAGCCCCAGAAAUGUCUGGUGAAUCGUGUGCCCACGAAUAAAGUAAAAAUCGAAGCAUAUUUAUAUAUAUAUGCUUGGUCGCAUGUUGUUAUUCCCUAACUCAUCCUACCAUUUGCACUUUCUUAUCAUUAUAUUUCUUUUAUUGUUUCCUGCGUCAGUGCCAGGCGGUGACGUAAUUGGUCUAUACUCAGCCAUCUAAUUCUUGUUGACAAAUUGAAGAUUGUGCAUUUGGGGGACAAAUCCGAUCAUUUAGCGCCCUGCAGUUUCCGUGAUUGUUGGAACUGGGGUUAGGCAAGUUUGAACGUCGAAUCGCGUGCUCUGGGGGUGGUGUACAAAGUGUCUUCCAAAAACAAUUCUGGCCUCUGCUGGCGUUCACGAGGGGGGCGAAGGUGGAUCUCCGCCUCGCAAGAAGUCCCGUAAAGACAGUAAAAGUGACCAUUUCGCGAUGACGAGCAACGGACUUGUGCAAAACGGAGCAUCCGCCGCCUCUGACACCUCCGCCGCCGCCUCUACCAGUAGCAAUAAUUCGGCAGAAAAUGGACUCGAUGGGGGAACUGCGUCACUGCAGCUAACACAAUCUCAUCAAGACAUUGUUAGACUCAUUGGCCAGUUUCUGAAAAAUGAAGGACUUAGUCAAACAGCUGAAUCUCUUAUGGCUGAAUCUGGUUGCCGAUUGGAUCAUCCCUCAGCAGCCAAGUUUCACACCCACAUCUUGGAUGGGGAUUGGUCAAAAGCUGAUCAUGACUUACAAGAGUUGCGACCAUUACUUGGACAAUCACACAGCUUAGUUGAGAUGAAAUUUUUGUUAUUAGAACAAAAGUAUCUAGAAUAUUUAGAGGAUGGUAGAGUUCUGGAUGCAUUGCAUGUUUUAAGAAAUGAAUUGACACCUUUGCAACAUAACACUGCCCGCGUGCAUCAGCUCUCAAGUUAUAUGAUGUGCUCCAGUACCCAAGAACUUCUAGCGAGAACAAAUUGGGCUGGUAAAGGUUCAAAAUCUCGUUCUGCCUUAAUGGACAAAUUACAGUCCUAUUUGCCUGCCAACAUAAUGCUGCCUCCUAGUAGAUUAAGAGUUCUGCUCAAUCAAGCUGUCGAACUACAAACAAUGCGCUGCCAACAUCAUAAUACUUCCCAUGGUAUUUGUUUGAACAACACAUCAUUGCUGGUCGAUCAUUGUUGUCCUAAGGAUGACUUUCCAACACACACUAUACAAGUGCUUAAUGAUCACUGCGACGAAGUUUGGUUUUGUACUUUUUCUCCGGAUGGUAAGAAAUUGGCAACCGGGUCAAAGGAUAGUAAUGUGUUCAUAUGGGAUGUGAAUCCAGAAACUUGCACUUUGAACUUGAGGAAUACAUUGGUUGGUCAUAAUUAUGGCGCUGCUUACUUAUCUUGGAGCCCAGAUUCUACUCAUCUUCUGGCCUGCGGUCCGGAUGAAAGUCCCGAGGUGUGGCUUUGGAAUAUCAAAACUGAAAAAUGUUUGAAAAUAUCUCAAUCCCAAGAAGAUGUACUUACUUGUUGUUCUUGGAACAAGGACGGGAAGAAAUUUGUUGUUGGCGGCAUUCGAGGACAUUUUUACCAAGCUGAUAUGGACGGAAAUAUAUCUGAAAAUUGGGAAUGUGUUCGUGUCAAUUGUCUAUGGUGUAGAUCUGAUGGAAAAACCGUCUUAGCUUCAGAUACACAUCAUAGAAUAAGAAGCUACGUACUUGAAGAUUUAACUGAUCAACACAUUUUGCAAGAAGAACAUCCAAUCAUGUCAUUUACGGUAGAUAAAAAUGAUAGACUAGCCUUGCUGAAUGUGGCAACUCAAGGGGUUCAUCUUUGGGACUUGAAAGAUAAAUGCUUGAUAAGAAGAUUCCAAGGUGUUACUCAAGGACAUUUCACCAUUCAUUCAACCUUCGGAGGUGCAAAUCAAGAUUUCAUAGCUAGUGGAAGUGAAGAUAAUCAAGUUUAUAUAUGGCAUACAAGAUCGGAGCAUCCAUUGGCCACGUUAAGCGGUCAUACAAGAACAGUAAAUUGCGUCAGUUGGAAUCCGGUAUAUCCACAUAUGCUGGUUUCCGUCUCGGAUGAUUGUACGAUACGCGUUUGGGGCCCGAAAGAUCGCAUUUCAAAACCCUCAGUGUCUUCAAGCUCAACGAGCAGCAACUCCUCGAAUAAUGGAAAUGGCUGGAGUUGGAAUGAUAUGGUGUCAUAGUUAAGGAAGAUUGGCUUCAACAAUUUUAUUAUUAUUAUAUCUCAUAUUAUUAUUUUUUAUAAUUAAAUACUAUUUUGUAAAGAAAACAAUGUAUUAGCUUCGUGCAAUUUAAACGAAAGAUGAUGACAAAAAAAUAACUAAACAAA
Messenger RNA from Nicrophorus vespilloides, 2443 nucleotides. RefSeq names its product WD repeat-containing protein 26. The coding region runs from base 555 to 2297 and encodes 580 amino acids. The transcript has 8 exons. Gene Ontology annotation, cellular component: GID complex. The record is from RefSeq and is a predicted model, not a curated record. Lineage: Eukaryota; Metazoa; Arthropoda; Insecta; Coleoptera; Silphidae. Gene Ontology annotation, molecular function: protein binding. Gene Ontology annotation, biological process: proteasome-mediated ubiquitin-dependent protein catabolic process.